This is a messenger RNA of Telopea speciosissima, 1101 nucleotides long. Its product is annotated as ribosomal RNA small subunit methyltransferase G. NCBI's taxonomy places the organism in Eukaryota, Viridiplantae, Streptophyta, Magnoliopsida, Proteales, Proteaceae. The transcript is spliced from 7 exons. Gene Ontology annotation, molecular function: rRNA (guanine-N7-)-methyltransferase activity. The coding region runs from base 64 to 930 and encodes 288 amino acids. The record is from RefSeq and is a predicted model, not a curated record. Gene Ontology annotation, cellular component: cytoplasm; cytosol. Gene Ontology annotation, biological process: rRNA processing.
GGGUAUAGCAUUCUUUGGUUGGGAAACCAUUAUCAUGGUUGAGCAAACGAAGAACAGGCGAAGAUGUCAAUCUGGUGUGGUAAGAAUCAGGUCAUCUCUCACCCUAUUUCAGUUACGACUUUCAUCAAGCACUUGGUAACAUCGAAGACACCAAUCUGGUCUUACAACCGCACUAACAGGAAACCCAUAACCACUGCCACUAUCAAAAGUCUCAGCUCUCCACAUAUUGAAAACCUUACUUCCCGCCAAAAAGAGCAGAUUUCCGUUUACGCCAAUGCCCUUUUGGAAUGGAACCAGCGAAUGAAUCUUACUGCUGUGGCGGAGAUGAGCGAGGUCAUGACAAGGCACGUUGAAGACUCGCUAGCGAUCAUUCCUCCCAUCCAGAAUACGUAUCUCUCUCAUUGCAACUCUUCUUCAUGCGACAACCUCAACCUUGUUGAUGUUGGCAGCGGCCCAGGUCUCCCGGGAUUAAUCCUUGCCAUUGCUUGCCCAAGUUGGAAAGUUACCCUUUUGGAGUCCAUGAAUAAACGCUGCCUCUUCUUGGAGCACGCGAUUGGUGUCACUGGUUUGACAAAUGUGCAAGUUUUACGUGCAAGAGCAGAGAGUGUGGGCCAGAAAUGUGAAUUCAGAGAGGUGUUUGAUGUUGCAGUAGCAAGAGCUGUAGCAGAAAUGAGAGUUUUAGCUGAGUACUGCCUACCUCUGGUUCGCGUUGGUGGCUUGUUUGUGGCUGCAAAAGGCCAUGAUCCUCAGGACGAAGUCAGAAAUGCAGAAAAAGCAAUUCAAUUGAUGGGAGCUUCCAUUUUGCAACUGUACUCAGUGGAAUCACACAGCCCUUAUGGACAGCGAACUGCCAUUAUUUGUUUAAAAGAACGGCCAACUCCAAAGAAGUAUCCCCGUGACCCUGGUACACCAACAAAGUCACCAUUGUAGGCCAUUGGGGGGGAGACUUGUUGCUUUCUAUUUAUGGUCACUUGAAACUUUGAAAUGGACAAGACAAACCUUCACUGUGCUCCUUUGGUAAUUGAUGUUGCUUGAUCAAAUCUGGAUCCAUUGGAGUUCACAUAAUUAAGCUUAAUGUUAGUUGUCCCUUCUUGUGACCUC